UAUGCCGAGCCUCCAAUAUGGGCGACCAAAUGGGUGUCAACUUUCAAGAAGAAGUCAACGAAUUCGAGAAGUAACGUAUCCGCGUCAAGUGAUUCCGCUGAUACCUUAACGUCAAUUACUGGUGUCAAACCCUAUAAUGAUACAACGAGAAGAAUUACAAAUUGGGUAUAUGCUCAAAUACUGGCAGUUCCAAAGGAACAACGUCAUUUCUUAGAGUUGGAGGUCAAAUUUGGAAGACUAUGGCAUAAGCAAACCGAUAGACGUGUUCAUAUCCCCGUGACCAACGAGUGCAUAGUUGAAGAUAAUUUCAUCCUAGAUUGUCAAUAUCGUUCGGGGUUGGAUCGAGAACACUUUGACCGUGCUAAGAAGUUUGUGACAGGGCUGUCGAAGCUUCAUAAGGAAAAGUUCAGGACAUUCAAGACCGAUCAAAUCGAUCGUGUAUACAGAGAAGCAUACAGAGGCAAGAUACCGAGAUUUUACAGAUUAACCACAGAUAAAGCCACGAGUCGUCUAACUGCAAAUAUUGAGAAGAAGAAGCUUGCAAAUCUACACAUCCAUUGUCCAGAUAUGAUAUUCGACUUUAGACUCACGAUGAGCUUAGAGUUGCCCUCAUCGGAAAACCCUGAACGGUUCGAGAACCAUACUCCAGAAACCGAGAGACACAAGAAGAGAACAUCUAUAAUCCAUGCAACGACGGCAACGAGAAUUGACCUUACUGAAGUUUCACAGAGGGUCAAGGGUAAAUCCGAUGAGUAUGCAGAGUUCCUUGAGAUGGAGUUGGAAGUGGAUAUGCCAAAGUUGCUGAAGGCAUUUGACAAACUGGAUCAAGACGCAUUUACGUUUGAACAAUUAGGAGAAACUUUUAUGGACAAUGCUCGUGUUAUCAACAGAGAACUU
Molecule: messenger RNA, 897 nt
Organism: Williopsis jadinii
Lineage: Eukaryota; Fungi; Ascomycota; Saccharomycetes; Phaffomycetales; Wickerhamomycetaceae
Gene: CET1
Product: polynucleotide 5'-phosphatase
Exons: 1
Biological process (GO): 7-methylguanosine mRNA capping; polynucleotide 5' dephosphorylation
Cellular component (GO): mRNA capping enzyme complex
Molecular function (GO): polynucleotide 5'-phosphatase activity
Source: RefSeq, a predicted model, not a curated record